UUAACUGAAGUUUUACGAUAUUCACUCUUUAUCCUCAUCAUAGACUGUAAAUGAAGAUAUUGAUCUUUAUAUACAGUCUUUGGUCCUCAUACACAUACAUAUGUCCACGCUUAUCCUCAUGUGAACGUCACCUUUGGACUCUGACGUCAUAUAUGCAUGACGACCACAGCGCCCCGCCGUGUUGACUCAGGCCGCUUCAGCAAACAAUUUGACGAGCACGCCGACUUUUCUCUUUUGUUUUUUCAGCUAGCCGAAGUUUAAUGAGUAGGUGAGUCCACAGAAAUGAAGCCGAGGAAGGGACACGUCCUGCUGCUGUGGAUGCUAGUCUGUUCCGGUAUGACGGAGGCUAUCGAGCCCAUCAGCACCAGCAUCGCGGUGGGCAUGGCUGCGGCUCUGACCGGGUUCUUGGCUAGCUACCAGAACAUUUUCUACUAUUUCCACGAGUGCUGUCGACCCGAGUGGAUUUCUUUUAACAAGACAGGUCUUAAGGCUGACCUGGAAAACAAACUCUUCGGACAGCACAUUGCAUCACCUAUCAUCCUGAGAGCUGUGAAUGGAUUCAUGAGCAAUGACAACCCGAAGAAGCCCUUGGUGCUCUCGCUGCACGGACCGUCUGGCACAGGGAAGAACUUUGUUAGUAAGCUGAUUGCUGAAAACAUUUACAAAGAGGGAAUGGACAGCAGCUUUGUUCAUGUUUUCACCUCUGAAUUUCACUUCCCGCAUUCGACUAAGAUUGAUACCUACAAGUCUCAGUUACAACAGUGGAUCAAAGGAAACGUCACCAACUGUGCACACUCCAUGUUCAUCUUUGAUGAGAUGGACAAGAUGCAUCCCGGCUUGAUUGACAGCAUAAAACCGUACCUGGAUUACUACGACAAGCUGGAUGGAGUUUCUUACCGCAAAGCCAUCUUCAUCUUCCUCAGUAAUGCUGGAGGGGAGAGCAUCAUCCAGACAGCUUUAGAUUUCUGGAAAGCAGGACAAGAUCGAGAAGAGAUCGAGCUCAAAGAUCUGGAAACCUUGCUCUCUCUAUCAGUGUUCAACAAUAAGAAAAGUGGCUUGUGGCAUACAAGUUUGAUCGACAAGAACUUGGUGGACUUUUUUGUCCCGUUUCUGCCUCUGGAGUACCGCCACGUGGUCCAGUGUGCCAUGGCCGAGAUGACAGCCAGAGGACAUCGUCCAGACGAGGAUGUGGCAGAUCAGGUGGCCAGAGAUUUAGUCUAUUUUCCCAAAUCUGAGAGAGUCUUCUCCGUCAAAGGCUGCAAAACAAUAGAAAGCAAAUUGGACUACUACACAUAAUGCCAGCAUCGGAUGGACACUGCGUUGGAUCACUAUGUGCACUUUUUUAACUUCUCUCAGCCAAAUGACUCAUGAGAGGAAGUGAAGCUGGCUGAACCCUUAAAGAGGUUUCUCUGUCUGACCGUGCAGAGAAUUUCAGAGGAGCUUCUCCAAUGUUGCAUAUCGCUUACACUGAAUACGGAGCCUGAUGAAAGAGAACGACGCCAGUUGAAUGAAAUAAUAAUAAGACUGGAAUGCAAUCCUUUGUAAGUGAUUAAGGAGCUUGAUCUCCACUUUUGUGUCACACCACAGUGAGAGUCUCAGAGAGUUUCGUUUUCCCGAGAGCUUCUUAAUGACUAGCAGGGUCCUUCUGUUAGUAAAACUACGGCAUGUCACUGUUGUGCGUUCGCUUUUUUUAAUGUGGACUCCAAAUAUUUGGAUUUCUGGAAACACCUGCCUUAAUUCUUUUUAUUCUCACUUUUUUUUUUUGGCUAAUUAGAUCUACGGAGUUAGUUUAUACAUAUGUGUACUGUAUAUAUGAUUUCAUCAGCCAUCAAAGUUGGCCUUUGUUUUCACUAUUCAAAUCCAAAAAUGUAUAUUACUGAAAACUCCAUCCAAGAUUUGUUUUCUAUGCUAUAAAACCACAUGCUUUUAGGCUUGGGCGGUAUUUGAUACUCAGUACCUUCCUGAAGAUUCGGGAAGAGUGUACUAGUUACUCUCAACUUUACAGACUAAUAAAUACACAAUCGAGACCCACAAAACGUUGAGAAAAGUAAUAUUCUCACGCCUGUUUUCCUUAUUAAACAGAGAAAUACAAAUGUACACCUUUUGAAUUCAACUU
Messenger RNA from Plectropomus leopardus (leopard coralgrouper), 2116 nucleotides. It is a transcript of the gene tor1, whose product is annotated as torsin family 1. Gene Ontology annotation, biological process: nuclear membrane organization; protein localization to nucleus. Gene Ontology annotation, cellular component: nuclear envelope; endoplasmic reticulum lumen; endoplasmic reticulum. Gene Ontology annotation, molecular function: kinesin binding; ATP binding; ATP hydrolysis activity. Lineage: Eukaryota; Metazoa; Chordata; Actinopteri; Perciformes; Serranidae. The record is from RefSeq and is a predicted model, not a curated record.